UUAUUACAGACUGAAUCUAUCUGGGAAAUCCAGCAUUUGCUUUGAUGACUUCAGGAACUGUUUUCAGAGUAAUAAGGUCCAUAACACAGAAUGGAUAAAGCCCAGUUCUGCCAAACAUCUGCAGAGAAAUGUGGAGAAGCAAAAGUGUACAGCGGCAAGUAGUGACAGUGGCAGAGCAUGGAGAAUAUUGGGAGAGGAGAUAAACGAAAGUGGAUCUCUGGAAGAAUUCCUCCCUCCAUGUUGUCUUUGUGCAUCAGGACUGAUCACAUUAGAGCAGUUUACAGCGGCUGUGAAGUGUAUGGGCGUAAUGUUCAAUGAGGAGGAGCUCCUGAAAAUGUGGACAAGUACUGGAAAUGUCACAGGGUCUGCUGUGCCUGCUGUUCUUCUUUUCAAAAAGUUGGGAUUAAAGUUUCCAGCGAAUACUAAAGCUGGAUACAUUAGUAAUGAUAAAAUGACUCAACGCAUUGAGGAAGUCACCUGCGCUAUAAAAGAAAAGUUAAAUGAAGCAUGUUUGUCAUUGGUGCAAGAAUUCAGUAAAAUGAACGGCGCACAAUCUGGCCUGAUUAACAGGUCCGAAUUUCGGCUUGUACUGAAAAAGUUUAAUAUUCCUAUGACAGCUGUAGAUUUGGAACACUUACUUGCCAGAUUUAAUAUGAGAAGAAAAGAUGGUCUUGUGGACUUCCUAGUAUUUGUGAAUAAACUGAAGAGCAGAUCCAGGCUCAGCUUCAUGAAAAGAAUGGUGGAACAAGCAGAUCACGGCUCAGGUUUCAGACAGGGUGGUAAUAUCAGCGGGUCUUCCAAUAGCACAAGAGAAGGCUUAUCAGCAGAAGAAGCGGAAUGGCUGCUUUUCCAGUUGUGCCAAGCCCCUUUUAUUCAGUUACUUACACAGUUUCGCCAAGCUGAUGCUCUGGGAAAUGGCUGCAUUCAUCAAGACAAAUUUAAAGAACUCCUUGAGAAAACAGUUCAAACUCAACUCACGCCACAGCAAGUCAAAAGCUUUGCUGUUCUUCUUGGAGAAGAGGGUUCUACUUCUAUACCUUUUAUGAAGUUUUUUGUACUUAUUCAAGACAGGCCUUCAACAUUCGAGCUAAAGGAAGAAGUGGAACGACAUUCAUCCCUGAUUAAAGUCCAUUAUCGCAUUGACAAAAUUCAUUAUCGAAAAAGUUUUGAAAUGGAUUUAGCAAGAUAUACUCAUGCACAAACCCCAAGAAAGUUGCCAGAGAUACAUUUGAUGGUCUGGGAUCUUCUCCAGCAUAAAUUCUGGCAGUUCUGCCGAUCUUUCAUCAGUGAAUGUAGGAAUGAUGAAUGUAGUGCAGACAAGGAGAAACUUGAUGCAGUGUUUAUUCGAAUGAACUGUAUUCUGCUACCUGAAGAAUUGGAAACCCUGUGGCGCAGCUUACCAGUAACUUACCCUGUUAAAUCUAUCUCCUUGCAAAAGCUUCUUUCAUAUUUUGUGAAUAUGAGAAGACCAAAGGAUUUUGGAGUCAGAAAAGAGAGUCCUGUGGAAAUUAUCCAGGCCAGAAUCACCAAAGAUAUUAUCAAGUAUUGGAAAGAAAUUAAGUCAAUUUUGAGAAGCAGAGAUCCAAGAGGCACAGGCCAAAUCUCCUUUUCCGAAAUCUGUUCCAUCCUCCUGACAUUACAAAUCAGCAUUGGUCCAAUUGAAUUUGACAUCUUGUGCCAAGCAUUUGAUCUUAGUCUGGAUGGAAACUUUCACUACAUUCCUUUCCUACAAUUUUAUACCAAGAAAAAACACAUGUAAGCAAAAAAAAAACAUUACUCAUCCCUCAUGUCCUAUGAGUAACUGUGACAUAUUGAUUUCCUGUUACAAUAGUGUUAAAAAUAAGGAGAUGUUACAUAAUCCCUCUAUAAUUUUCAUUUGCUUUUAUAUUAGUCAUCUUUAUUCAGAAUACAAGAAAAGGUUUCCCCGCAAACCAUUUUUCUUAAAGUGCAGUUUUCUAUACUCCAAACAUCAAAGCAAAUAAAGAUUAAAAACCAUUGUAAAUACAAUAAAAUAUUUAGCGCUCAUGGCUGGAGAGAUGCAAGACAAGAAAUAGUGUUCAAAAGAAUACAAAAUAAAAUGCACAAAAAUAUCCCUGUAAUCCCUUCCUAAGGCCUCUUUCACACAUCCGUGUUUGGUCAGUGAUUUUUAUCAGUGACUGAGCCAAAACCAGUAAUGGGGCCUCCAAAUAGAUAUGGUAUAAUUGAGAAAUGUUUUUCACCUACACCUGGUUUUGUCUCACAAAUCACUGAGGUGUGAAGGAGGCCUUAAAAGGGUUUUCUAGAAUUUUUAUACUGAUGACCUAUA
Bufo bufo (common toad) is the source of this 2305-nucleotide messenger RNA. RefSeq lists its product as uncharacterized. Gene Ontology annotation, cellular component: nucleoplasm. The transcript has 14 exons. Gene Ontology annotation, molecular function: calcium ion binding. Bases 299 to 1759 code for a protein of 486 amino acids. NCBI's taxonomy places the organism in Eukaryota, Metazoa, Chordata, Amphibia, Anura, Bufonidae. The record is from RefSeq and is a predicted model, not a curated record.